CGAGAUAACCGAUUCCAGAACCACGACGUCUCAACAAGAUGACCAGCGAGUACCAAAGUGGCGCCCCAUGGACAGACAAGCACACGGUCGCUCUGACACGAGCAAUCGUCUCCCUUGUCCUGGCCAACCGCACCACUCUAUAUACCGAUCCUGAGCUCCUCGAAGUGGCCAACAAUCACGGUGACCGAAUCCGAAAGAAGACACAUCAGAUCCUUCACAAGCUGGUCGAUCGCGUUCCUGGCGCUGAGCAGAUCAUGGCGGAUGAACUUACCAAGACGGCAAGCGUUCGAUCACUCAGAAAGAAGGCAGGCCAAGGGAAUGAUUGUGGAGUGGCGAACCCGGGCCUCAGGAUCAAGAAGGAGCUGGAUACCCAACCUAUAACCAAGAAGCGCAAAAUGGUCGAUGACGAGAUUGCGGAAUGGCUAGACUUGCCGGAGGACGAUGAAGAGUUGGCUGACGACACCUUUAUCAAGCUGUCGUGAUGCAUAGGGGCGGUUGACGGGUGCUGUAAGUCACUGUCGUUGGAUAUCCAUGCUCAUCUCGACAGC
This is a messenger RNA of Kockovaella imperatae, 548 nucleotides long. RefSeq lists its product as hypothetical. The transcript has 2 exons. Bases 39 to 482 code for a protein of 147 amino acids. The record is from RefSeq and is a predicted model, not a curated record. NCBI's taxonomy places the organism in Eukaryota, Fungi, Basidiomycota, Tremellomycetes, Tremellales, Cuniculitremaceae.